Molecule: messenger RNA, 987 nt
Organism: Anopheles funestus (African malaria mosquito)
Lineage: Eukaryota; Metazoa; Arthropoda; Insecta; Diptera; Culicidae
Product: 3-oxoacyl-[acyl-carrier-protein] reductase FabG-like
Exons: 3
Coding region: 128-898 (256 amino acids)
Molecular function (GO): oxidoreductase activity
Source: RefSeq, a predicted model, not a curated record
AGAUAUCUAUGACAGCGGCUGGAAGAACAUUCCAUCAAUUCGAGAAGAUAAGAAGCGGCAAAUAUAGCGGCUAUAGAUAAAUUGGAAUCGAUUACUCAAGCCUUUCGUUCGUUCAGUGUCUCCUACGAUGGAUUUCACCGGCAAAGUGGUGCUAAUUACGGGCGCAUCUUCCGGCAUCGGCGAAGGUACGGCCAUCUAUUUUGCCAAAUUUGGGGCUUCGCUUGCACUAACCGGACGCAAUGAGGCGAAUCUGAAAAAGGUGGGCGAUGCGUGUGAAGCGACUUCGAAGAAUAAACCCCUGCUCAUCGUGGCCGAUGUGACGAAGGAGGAGGACAACAAGCGUGUGCUGGAGGAAAUUGUCGCCAAGUACGGAAAGCUGGACGUGUUGGUCAACAAUGCCGGCAUCUUGGGCAAUGGGUCGAUCGAAAACACGAGCUUGCAGCAGUACGACGAGCUGAUGAACACGAACGUUCGCGGUGUCUAUCACCUGACCAUGCUGGCCGUUCCGCUGCUGAUUAAAACGAAGGGCAACAUCGUAAAUUUGUCCAGCGUGGCUGGAAACCGAUCGUUUCCGGGAAUUUUGGCGUACAGCAUGUCUAAGGCAGCCAUCGAUCAGUUCACGCGUUGCACUGCGCUAGAGCUGGCUCCCAAGCAGGUGCGCGUGAAUGCCGUCAACCCUGGUGUAAUUAUUACGGACAUUCACAAGCGUGGCGGAAUGGAGGAGGAAGCUUAUGCCGCUUUUCUGAAGAAAUGCGAACAAACGCACGCCCUGGGACGUCCGGGUGUGGCCGAAGAAGUUGCUUCUACCAUCGCUUUCUUGGCUUCGGACGGUGCAAGCUUCAUUACCGGCGUAACGCUGAACGUUGACGGAGGAAGACACGCCAUGUGUCCCCGGUAGAGCGAACCGUGACCGCGAACAAACAAUACGCGCGCAUACAUUUAUCUUUCGAACGGUUUAUUCGAAGUAAAACAAUUUUAUCACUGUAA